CGCCGAUUUUGAAGUUAUAAAAUCUCUAGAUCCCUCAAUGGAUAAAUGUGUUGUUAAAAUUAAUGUUUUUAGAAGACAUCGGCAAACAAUACAGUAUAUUACCCCAACCGAUUUUGGUAAAUUAUUACAAGCUGAACUAAUUGUUAUUGAUGAAGCUGCAGCUAUUCCAAUGCCUUUAGUUAAAAAAUUAAUUAAUGGCUCCAGUUUACUCUUCCUAGCAUCAACCACAAGUGGUUAUGAAGGUUCUGGGAGAUCCUUAUCACUUAAAUUGCUUGAACAACUAAGAAAACAACAAAUUACCGGAGAUAAAGACGAAAAUAAAAAUAAAAAACGUCUUUUUGAAUUAAGUUUGGAUGAAAGUAUUAGAUACGGAAAUGGAGAUUCGGUAGAAGAAUGGCUUAAUAGAGUACUUUGUUUAAACCCUUCAAAUUUAAAGAAUACAAUUUCUGGAACACCGGCUCCGGAGAAAUGUGAAUUGUAUUAUGUUAACCGAGAUGCCCUUUUUUCUUUUCAUAAGGCUGCUGAAGUUUUUCUAUCCAAUUUAAUGUUUAUUUAUGUGGCUGCCCACUAUAAAAAUUCUCCAGACGAUUUGCAACUUCUUUCAGACGCUCCAGCACAUCAUCUAUUUGUUUUAAUGUCACCAAUUGCUUCUGAUCAGAAUUAUGUCCCUCAGAUUAUGGCUGUUAUUCAAAUUUGUUUGGAAGGAGCAAUUUCAAAACAAACUGUAAUUUCAAAACAAGGAAAAAAAGUUGCAGGGGAUUUAAUUCCUUGGACUAUUUGUCAACAAUUUUUGGACAGUGAAUUUUCUCUCUUAUAUGGUGCUCGUAUUGGUAAGAAAAAAAUUUUUUUGAAAAUUUUUUUUCUUUUUAAAGUUCGUUUAGCAGUUCAUCCAGAUUUUCAAGGAAUGGGUUAUGGAUCAGCAGCUAUUCGAAUGUUACAAAAAUAUUUUAGAGGAGAUUUUGGUCAAAUUCAAGAAAGUGAUAAGUUAAGCAAGAGAAGAGACGAUACUUUAGAUGAGGAUAUGGAAGGAAUUGAGGAAGAGGAUGAAAAAGAAGACGAAGAGGAGGAUGAAGAGGAAAAUAAUGAUGACAGUUUAACCCCUCGAACAAAUUUACCUCCACUUUUACAACGCUUAAAUGAAAGAAGACCAGAAAGUUUGGAUUAUAUUGGUGUUUCAUUUGGCCUAACAUUGCCUUUAUUAAAAUUUUGGAAGCGUUGUAAUUUUGUUCCUUUAUAUAUUAGACAAAGUAAAAAUGGAUUAACUGGAGAACAUAAUUGUAUUAUGAUUAAUACAAUUUUAAUAAAAAAUGGAGAAGAAAAAGGUAUAUUUGUUCUUCCUUAA
Meloidogyne enterolobii is the source of this 1342-nucleotide messenger RNA. The record is from the annotation of a GenBank genome assembly. Lineage: Eukaryota; Metazoa; Nematoda; Chromadorea; Rhabditida; Meloidogynidae.